Molecule: messenger RNA, 1420 nt
Organism: Anolis carolinensis (green anole)
Lineage: Eukaryota; Metazoa; Chordata; Lepidosauria; Squamata; Anolidae
Gene: dap3
Product: death associated protein 3
Exons: 13
Coding region: 168-1346 (392 amino acids)
Biological process (GO): apoptotic process
Cellular component (GO): mitochondrial small ribosomal subunit; mitochondrial ribosome
Molecular function (GO): structural constituent of ribosome
Source: RefSeq, a predicted model, not a curated record
GGAUCGCCAGCGAGUAUUUUUUUUCAAAGUAUGUCCCUCCAGGCUUUCCGUAGGUAGAUCAGGGAAAGGGAUGUUUUUUCCUCACGGCGUCGAGAAAUAAAGAUGGUGGCGCCCAAGAGAGCAAAGUUAUAGCGCUCUGGAAACGGGAGCCUUUUUGGAAAGGAGGGAUGAUGCUGAGGAACCUGAGGAAACUUUUGGGUCGGGGACACAUGCAGGAUAGCUUUCUUCACACAAAUGGCGUCCUUUGGCAAAUCCAGGAUGCUGCCAUCCUGCCAGAAAAGCCCAGAGCGAUCUUCCGUACCAGUGAGAGCAACCCGGCUGAUCACACAGAAGAGCACGUGGGCCAAUAUUACAGCCUUCCCCGCCAAGAAGUAGAAGAGAUCUUUCCUCAUGGACUACCAGCACGCUUCAAGUUGCAGAGAAAAACCUUCAACGAAACCUGCUUUAUGGUACGGGAGCCAGCCAUUGAACUCAUUAGCUACUUAAAACGCACCAACUUUUCUCAUCCAGCCGUCCGAUAUGUCAUCUAUGGUGAGAAGUCCACAGGGAAGACCAUGACCCUUUGCCAUGCCAUCCAUUACUGUGCAAGGCAGAAUUGGUUCAUUCUACACAUUCCAGAUGCUCACUUGUGGGUAAAAAAUUGCAAACAACUGCUACCUUCGACUUACAACAAGGAUCGUUUCGACCAGCCUCUGGAAGCCUCAACCUGGCUGAAGAAUUUCAAAACCACCAAUGAACGUUUCUUGAAAGAGAUCAAAACCCAACAAAGCUAUGUGUGGAGCAAGCGGGAGAGCACCGCGGAAGGCAGCCCCCUGGGAGAAGUGAUAGACCAGGGUUUGACUCGAGUGAAAAACGCCAGCGAUGCCGUCGGGGUGGUCUUGAAAGAGCUGAAGCAGCAAUGCCCUCAAGGGACUUUCCGCCUUUUAGUGGCCGUGGAUGGAGUCAAUUCUCUUUGGGGACAGACGACAGUGAAGAAACAGGACAAGAGCGAAGUAGCCGUCGAGGAAUUGACUCUGAUCCACAACUUGAGAAAGAUGGUGGCCAAUGACUGGACUGGAGGAGCCAUUGUGACCACCCUCAGCCAAACAGGGGCUAUCUACAAGCCUCGCAAGGCGUACUUACCUCAUGAAUUGCUAGGAAAGAAGGGUUUUGAUGCCCUGGACCCCUUCGUUCCAAUUCAAGUCCACAACUACACAGACCGGGAAUUUGAGAGCUGCUACCAGUACUACUUGGAACAGAAGUGGCUUCAGCAUGAGAAAGCCAGUACCAACGAAGGCCGGCUGGAGCUCCGUUUCCUCACUGGAUGCAACCCUGGACUGUUGGACCGGAUCAGCUCUCACUUGUGAUUUUGUGCCCCUUUUCACUGUGAUAUCAAAACGCAAAAGGAUUUCUCGCAAUUAAACACAACACCACCGCUUUA